GGCAGGCUGCCGACACAGAUGGAUCCUGUGGCCAACAGCUGCAUGAGGAGCCCCCAGCCCCCGGCCCCUAUCUGGGGCUGCCUUCGAAAUCCCCACUCGGAAGGCAAUGGGACCUUGGGGCUCCCCCACUACCCUCCAACCCCAUUCUCCUUCCACCAGAAACCAGACUUCCCGGCGACGGCGACAACAGCGUACCCUGACUUCUCGGCCUCCUGUCUAGCAGCCACACCACACAGCCUGCCCCGGGAGGAGCGUGUCUUCACUGAGCAGCACCCCGCCUUCCCACAGCCCCCUGAAUGGCACUUCCCUGUCACAGAGGCCCGGCGCAGGCUCAAUCCGGGCCCAGCUGGGGGCUCGCGGGAGAUGGGGGCCAGCAGCCCAGGCUUGGUGGAUGCCCUGGGAGGCCCAUGUGAGGACUACGGGGUUCUUGGGAGCACUGCCAAUGAGACGGAGAAGAAGUCAACCCGACGGAAAAAGGAGAGUUCAGACAACCAGGAGAACCGAGGGAAAUUGGAGGGUGGCAGCAAGGCCCGCAAGGAGCGGACAGCCUUCACCAAAGAGCAGCUGCGGGAGCUGGAGGCCGAGUUUGCGCACCACAACUACCUGACGAGGCUCCGGAGAUACGAGAUCGCGGUGAACCUGGACCUCUCUGAGCGGCAGGUCAAAGUGUGGUUCCAGAACCGGAGGAUGAAAUGGAAGCGUGUGAAAGGGGGUCAGCCCAUCUCCCCGCAUGGGCAGGACCCUGAGGAUGGGGACUCUGCAGCCUCUCCAAGUUCAGAGUGAGAUCACCCAUGGAGACAAAAAGACUGAGGACUGAGCUUCAUACCC
Orycteropus afer afer is the source of this 828-nucleotide messenger RNA. It is a transcript of the gene MEOX1, whose product is annotated as mesenchyme homeobox 1. Gene Ontology annotation, cellular component: nucleus. Gene Ontology annotation, molecular function: RNA polymerase II cis-regulatory region sequence-specific DNA binding; DNA-binding transcription factor activity, RNA polymerase II-specific. The record is from RefSeq and is a predicted model, not a curated record. NCBI's taxonomy places the organism in Eukaryota, Metazoa, Chordata, Mammalia, Tubulidentata, Orycteropodidae. Gene Ontology annotation, biological process: positive regulation of transcription by RNA polymerase II.